Messenger RNA from Osmia bicornis bicornis, 2448 nucleotides. It is a transcript of the gene fz, whose product is annotated as frizzled-7-like. The record is from RefSeq and is a predicted model, not a curated record. Gene Ontology annotation, cellular component: plasma membrane. Gene Ontology annotation, molecular function: Wnt receptor activity; Wnt-protein binding. Gene Ontology annotation, biological process: canonical Wnt signaling pathway; non-canonical Wnt signaling pathway. Lineage: Eukaryota; Metazoa; Arthropoda; Insecta; Hymenoptera; Megachilidae. The coding region runs from base 240 to 1958 and encodes 572 amino acids. The transcript is spliced from 3 exons.
UUCUCUUCAGGGUUCUCCCACUAGGAAAAUACAUUCACCGUGUUCUGUUUACAGUAUUACGGUCGCGUCCAUCAUCGUCGUUAGGUAUACCCGUUUCCCCGCUCCUUCCGUUCAGUAUUAUUAUGUUCAGCACGAUUUAUUGGUGAUGUCCGUAAGCGUGGUGCGUUCCGGUGUUUUAGAAGGUUGCUUCGCGUGACGAUUAAUCUUAAAAGUGGCGGUCGCCGCAAGAAGACGCAGAUAUGAUUCCGUGUUACGCGACGGUUUAUGCUCUUUUGGUAGCCGUGCUCGGUGUCAGUGCUCUUCACGCGAAAGAUCCCUUGGCCCAUCACGGAAGAUGCGAACCGAUCACCAUCAAUUUGUGUAUGAAUAUACCGUACAACGAGACGAUCAUGCCGAACCUGAUGAACCAUCAAAAGCAAGAGGACGCCGGCCAAGAGGUGCAUCAGUUCGCGCCCCUGGUCAAGAUGAAAUGCAGCCCCGACCUUCGUUUCUUCCUAUGCACAGUUUACGCGCCUGUAUGCACCAUCAUCGACAGAGCGAUACCCCCGUGCAGAUCGUUAUGCGAAAGUGCUCGUGCAGGAUGCGAACGUUUGAUGAAUAGUUUCGGCUUUGCUUGGCCGGAAAAUCUCGAUUGUUCGAAACUACCCGAAAACGGUGGACCGGAACUUUGCGUCGGUCACAACGAGACCACACCACCGGAACCAUCGCCGCCGGUUUACCCUCCACCACGUAUGCCGGUAGCCGAAUUUCAACCAUCCUGGACAGGAGGCCCUAAACCUUAUGGCAGCGGAUUCACGCUCGGCGCAAGGGACUUUGGUUUCGUUUGUCCGAUGCAGUUCAAGGUUCCUCAAAAACUCGGCUAUUCGUUGAAGGUUGGCGAUAAAGUCGAGCCUGAUUGCGGCGCACCUUGCGAUGGAAUGUUUUUCACCGAACGAGAACGACGAUUUUCGAGGGUUUGGGUCGGUACAUGGGCAUCUGUUUGUGCAGCUUCUUGUUUCUUUACCUUCCUGACGUUUCUCAUUGACACUGAUAGAUUCAGGUAUCCAGAGAGACCAAUCAUCUUUUUGUCUGUGUGCUACCUGAUGGUAGCAUUAGCCUAUGUGAUCGGUUGGGCUGCUGGUAAUUCUAUCGCGUGCAGAGAACCCUUCCCACCUCCUUUAGAUAUGAGAAUUCAAAUGGCAUCAACUAUAACUCAAGGCACCAAGUACGAACUGUGCACAGUUCUGUUCAUGGUACUUUACUUCUUUGGAAUGGCAUCCAGUAUAUGGUGGGUGAUCUUAACCCUGACAUGGUUCCUGGCAGCUGGACUAAAAUGGGGCCACGAAGCAAUCGAAGCCAACUCUCAAUAUUUUCAUUUAGCAGCUUGGGCUGCACCGGCAAUAAAAACGGUUACGAUUCUCGCGAUGGGAAAGGUAGAAGGUGAUAUACUGUCCGGUGUUUGCUACGUCGGACUUUGGAACGUCGAAGCUCUGCGUGGAUUCGUUCUGGCACCAUUAUGCGUCUAUCUUAUCCUUGGAACUGCCUUUUUAUUAGCCGGCUUUGUUUCCCUCUUCCGGAUACGUACAGUUAUGAAACACGAUGGUACAAAGACUGACAAACUAGAGAAAUUAAUGAUUCGUAUCGGCAUAUUUUCUGUACUAUAUAUAGUUCCUGCAUUGAUUGUCAUUGCUUGUUUAUUUUACGAGCAAGCAUAUUUUGAUCAAUGGAUGUUGACCUGGAAUAUGGAGAUGUGCUCGAGGCCGGGACCACAAUCUUUGUAUUCCAUGCCGUGUCCCGUUGGCGAGCGUACCCGCGAUGUCGGUAGGAGACCAGAGUUCGAGGUAUUCAUGAUAAAAUAUUUAAUGGCUAUGAUUGUUGGUAUCACAAGCAGCUUUUGGGUAUGGUCAAGUAAAACGUUGACCAGUUGGCGGCAGUUCUUUCAUCAUAUACAAGGACGACGCGCUGAAGCGUAUGUUUAAAGACUUUUAAUUCAAUCAAAGUAAAAGAUCUGCCUUUUUCAAUCGCAUACAAGGACAACGCGGUAAUGCGUAUGUUUAAAGACUUAAUUCUAUACAUAAAAAGAGAUUAGCCUUUUUUAAUCACUAUAUCUAAUCAUUAACUAAUCGCGUGCUCAAAUAAAAAGUAAUUAAAUUGACAAGGAAAGUACGUAUUUUAUUGCUGGUAAUUAAAAUGUCCAAUCUAUAUGAAACAAAAAUAUAUCUAGAUUUCAUUUAUUCUAAGAUCUGAAUACAGAGACGCGCAUUUCAAUGUAAUUUUUAUAUAUUACCAGUGCAUUGUAAAGAGCAAUGAGGAUUAUAUAAAAUGUACUGUGCCAAAAUAUUUUUUUACCGAUUGUAUGUUUGUUUAAGCUAUUUGUGAAUUCUUUUUGUUGUAUUUUUAUAAAAGUUGCAUAAGGACUGUAUAAAAUGUUAGAGAACUAAUCGUCGCAUUAGUUUGCAAGUAUUAUUA